Racocetra persica is the source of this 156-nucleotide messenger RNA. The record is from the annotation of a GenBank genome assembly. NCBI's taxonomy places the organism in Eukaryota, Fungi, Glomeromycota, Glomeromycetes, Diversisporales, Gigasporaceae.
CUGCAGCAAACAAUUAUUAUAGCGAUAAUAAUGUGCUAAAAAAUUAUGAUAAUGAAAGUCUUUUUGCUUAUGAUGAGUUAAUUGAGAUUGAGAAUGAUAAUGCUGAAGGUUUUGCAAAAACACUUUUAAAUGCAGCAAAUAUCUUUUAUUAUGAAA